GUUUGCGCGAAACAUGGUAGUCUGGUGGCAUGGACUUUGAUCUUCAUGAAGGGGCAUUCCAGCCUCGCAACCCAUGGCGCCUAUAUCUGGGCCAGUUUGAAGGGCCGCCAUCGCAGCCAGUUGGUGUGAAUUUCAACGUUGACGUCGAUAGCGAAGAUAAUCCAUUCAUUUCGAAUGCAGUCGCGCCAGAAGAGCUGAAGCUUCCAGAGCUCCGACAUUUCGAAUAUGGAGUGCUUGAUGACCUUCCGCCUCUCGAAGAAAGUCUGGCAACGGACGACGAAUGCAAACGCGAAGACUUCUUAGAGCCUGAGGAUGAUAAACGACAUGAUAUUGAUUCAUUGUGGGAGCCUAUAGUAGAGAACCAAGUUACCAACGAGACAAGACUGCUCAGCUGGGAAGCGUUUCAAAGUCCCGGGAUUCAAGAGCCAGCAUCGGCAUACCUUUCGGAGGCUGGAGCUAGGGCAUUCGAUGCCGCCCUUUUCGUACGGGAGAAAGGUUGUCAGCCGGAUAAGGAAAUUAUCGUUAUCAGGAACGAUGUAUUCCUGCAAUCGAUGUUCAGCCUCGGGCUAGGCAGGUCCUCUGCUCUCUUCCGUUACAAUCCAAAGUCGAAGCAGUUCGAGCUUACAGAUAGCCACCACAACGUCUCCGGGAUGAGCAAGGAACUGACAUCCAGUGCGGUGGCAAAAAUGGGCCAUUGUGGACGGCUGGUCCGGCAUCUUCGAAGCUUCGUGGAUCGAACGUAUGCUUCUAGCAAAGCGUACCCCGCCAAAGUCGCAUUGGCGAACACGAUCGCCACAGUCGUCGACGCACUGGAAUCGCAAUUGGCCAGCGAGUCGCGAAAUAUUGCGUCUGUGCUGCAGCUGCUCGACAAGUUCGAUCGGCCACACCGAAUGCUCACCGAGGUGUACGAUCUGGCGCGCGGAGUCGGGAACGCGAGAUCGAACGAGGAGCUUGCGAGUAUGGUGUUCAAAAGGUGUCAGCACUGCGAUCAAGAGCCUGACUGGCUGCGGGCAAUGAUGCUUGAAGUGCUCGCGCGGGUCUCGCGACCGUGGCUGGAGCUCGUGGAACGAUGGGUAGGCUUUAUGGGCGAUCUUGGACUGAGGAAUGGAGUCGAGGAUGACACCUUCAUCACACAGGAGGCAAACUUCGAAAGUGAUAAAGAAAAAAACGUGGCUCAGGAGCUGCGGUACUCGUUCAAUGCGAAGAGACUGCCGCUCUUCGUCACGCCAGAGGAUGGCCAGAUUAUGUUCGACAUUGGACGUGACGUGCGCAUCUUACGGGCACAUCAGCCCAAGCAUCCUCUAGCGCAGACCCGCGUCGCCGAAAGGAGCGACAUCACGUUGCAGUGGCAAUUUGAUUGGCAGCAUGUUGAGCAGGUUGCGGCCAAGGCCAAGGAGUUCGAAGCUGCGCUCGCCGAGGCUGUACAACACUUCGAGCAAAGCGAGCCAACCUCGAGCAAAGUCGAAAGCCGGGCCACUGCCGUUGACGAAACACGUAGGAACGAAGAGGAAUGCUUUGACCCAUUUGUAUUGCGAGACGUUGACUAUGGAUACGAAAGGAGCGUGAUGAGCGUGCGGCAGCCAGACGCUUUAUCCGAUUUGAUCGGCAAAAACCUACGUGGAGAGCAAACUCAGAGCGACGACGCGCUGGUUGACUUCUCCCCUCCGAUAGCCAUCACGCCGGUGCUGUCAUUCAGCCCACUGCUGGCAGCGCAGCAGCGCAUCCUCAACGCGGUAAUGCUGCGCCUUUUCUUCCGCACACACGACCUUCGCCUGCACCUUGACUUACAGCGCAGCUUCCACCUGCUCGGCGACGGCGUCUUUGCCGCGCGUCUGGCAGCUGCCCUGUUCGACCCGGACCAGUCGUCCACGGAGCGGCAACGCGGCGUGAUGCGAUCCGGCACCAGCAUGGGCCUGCGGCUUGGGAGCCGACGUGCCUGGCCGCCUGCCAGCUCUGAGCUACGUCUCGCUCUCAUGGGUAUUCUGUCCGACUGCUUUCGCGCCGCGUUCCCACGCCGUGCGUCCACGAGCUCCGAGCUACCGGGCGCUCUAAGCUUUGCCAUCCGCCAACUGUCUGAAGAGGAGGCGGACUGCAUCCUGGACCCGGACUCGCUGCACGCGCUCGACUUCUUGCGAUUGCAGUACGCGGCCCCGUCGCCGCUUGGGGCGGUGCUCACGCCCGCGGCACUCGAGCGGUACGACUCCGUGUUCCGAUUCCUGCUGCGACUCGUGCGCAUGCUUUUCGUAGUGUCAAGGCUCGCCAAGGCGCCGGCAACCGCGGCCUCGUCGUCGUCGUCGCGCGCGCGCUUUUUUCGCUGGCGGGCCGAGACCUUCGUGUCAGCGUGCUGCAGGUACUUCUUCGACACGGGAGUGCGCGAGACGUGGGCUGCGUUCGUGCGGUACCUGGAUGAUCUUGAGCGGCAGCUGCGAGACGAGGACGAGGCCGGGCAGCUAGGCAGUCGAGUGCGCGAGGGCAUUGAAGACGUGCGCCGCCAGCACGACUUGUGUCUGGACCGCAUCGCGUUCGCGCUCCUGCUUCGCAACAGGCAGCAGAAGGUCAUGGCCUUGCUCGAAGAGAUCUUCGGAUCCGUGCUGGAGUUUGCGAAGCUGUGCCGUGACGGCGACGGCGACGGCGCCGGCGGUGCGCGUAUCGACGACACGCGUGUCGACGAGCUGUACGCGAAGUUUGACGCCAAAGUUGCAUUGUUUUUGGAGGUGUGCAGAGGCUUGGUUGGAAAGAAAGGGUACGGCAAGUCGAGCGGCGACGGCAGGAGAGGCUUCGGAGGCGACGGCGUCGCGAGCGAGGAGAACACAAUCGAGCGCCUGGUUGUGGCACUGGAUUUCAACGGGUACCACGAGCGACGAGCACGAUGACCAUGGCGGCUUCGUCGAGCUCUCAGGAGAAGCCAGAAAUACCGAUUGGAGCAAUUUUUUCCAUACCUGAACUCUAACUCUAGAUACGAGCAGCAAAACUGUAAGACGAAGCCCGUUGGCGACGAAGAUUGGCGACAAUUUUCUUUUCCCCUUCCUCCAGCCUUCAUUUCUUUGCAGAUGCCAGCGUGUUUCCUCCUUGCGCAAUGCCAUUUCAC
Messenger RNA from Verruconis gallopava, 3088 nucleotides. RefSeq lists its product as uncharacterized. Bases 30 to 2873 code for a protein of 947 amino acids. Gene Ontology annotation, biological process: cytoplasmic microtubule organization; mitotic cell cycle; meiotic cell cycle. NCBI's taxonomy places the organism in Eukaryota, Fungi, Ascomycota, Dothideomycetes, Venturiales, Sympoventuriaceae. The transcript is spliced from 2 exons. The record is from RefSeq and is a predicted model, not a curated record. Gene Ontology annotation, molecular function: microtubule minus-end binding; gamma-tubulin binding. Gene Ontology annotation, cellular component: centrosome; equatorial microtubule organizing center; gamma-tubulin complex.